AUGGUUUACGACGCCACGCUUCGUAUUCCCGGUGACUUUUUCCCGACUCCAGCCAAUCCUCCCCUCGCUGACCUGACCUCCUACGUCGACCGCUUGCGCAACACCAUGGCCCAACUUCGCCCUCAACCGUCGCGACCUUGCACACGACCCUCCUUCCAGCACCCACUUCUUGAGUCCGCCACCCAUGUAUUUGUCCGGCAUGAGGGCACCCGCAAGCCUCCGCAACAUCCCUAUGAUGGACCAUUCCGUGUCAUCAAGCGCUCUCAGAAGCACUUCACGCUUCAGCUCGGAAACCCUCAGGACACAGUGUCCAUCGACCGUUUGAAGCCGGCAUUCUUGGAUCAGCCCGGAGAUCCCCCUUCCUCUUUCGCGUCGGUUUCUGCCCCCACCUCAGGAGUUGUUUCCCCCGUCGGGCUUCCCUGCUCACCGUCUCUCAGACCGGCCACCUCAGCAUCUACCCGCUCACCUCGCCACGUCCGCUGA
This is a messenger RNA of Ornithodoros turicata, 483 nucleotides long. RefSeq lists its product as uncharacterized. The record is from RefSeq and is a predicted model, not a curated record. The coding region runs from base 1 to 483 and encodes 160 amino acids. NCBI's taxonomy places the organism in Eukaryota, Metazoa, Arthropoda, Arachnida, Ixodida, Argasidae. The transcript has a single exon.